AAGAGUGUAAAAGAAAUUUCACUUGGCAUUGGAAAAACAACUUGGGCCUGCCAGUUACGAGAAAAGUCAGUCAACAACGACUAUAAUCAAUACUUAUAUUUUUUGAAAACAAAAUAUGAAAUUAUUAUAUUUUCUGUGUUAAUUCAAAAAGAAACAAAAGUGCUUUGUUUAUUUCUUACUUUGCACUAUUUAGCAGGUUUCUGAGAAAGACAGACAGAACGAAACAAAAACCUAAAAAAUAGGUUUUUGAAUCUUUUGACUUCAUUUGUGUUCAUCUAUGGCUGGGCCAUCAUGGUUGGUUGACAAAAGUAGAAUUGCAACCAAAAUAAAAUGUGCAUCAGGAGCAUGUGAUCCGAAAAGUAUUACAUGGAAAAGCAAUCCUACCAAGACUUGCCCAAAUUGUCAGCAUGUUAUUGAUAAUAGUAAUCUUGCUAAAGAGUGGCCGGGCUUACCAAAAGGUGUUAAAUUUGAUCCAUCUGAUCAGGAGAUAAUUUGGCACUUGCUUGCAAAAGUUGGUGUAGGAAAUUUACAACCUCAUCCUUUCGUAGAUGAGUUUAUUAUUACUCUUGAAGUGGAUGAUGGAAUUUGUUACACUCAUCCUCAAAACUUACCUGGUGUAAAGCAAGAUGGAAAUGCAACCCACUUUUUCCACAGAGCAAUUAAGGCUUACAAUACUGGCACACGAAAGCGCCGAAAAAUACAUGAUCAGGAUUUUGGUGAUGUCCGCUGGCAUAAAACUGGAAGAACUAAACCAGUAAUCUUGAAUGGGGCUCAAAAAGGCUGUAAAAAGAUUAUGGUUCUGUAUAUGAGCAGUGCGGGGGGAGGAAAAGCUGAGAAAACGAAUUGGGUUAUGCAUCAAUAUCAUUUAGGAACGGAAGAGGAAGAAAAGGACGGGGAAUUUGUUAUCUCUAAAGUGUUUUACCAGCAGCAGCAUGUCAAAUUGGGUGAUAUAGAUGAACAGGAUAUAACUGAAGCCGCCGAAGAAACAAUCAUAAAAGUGGAUCCGGUUACUCCCAAAUCGGUGACUCCUGAGCCUCCUCACAAUGAAAGGCAGUAUUCAGAUGUUGAUCUAGGAUAUGAAACACUUGCCAUUCCUCAGAUUCAGAUGAAUUGUCUGGAUGAAAUACAAGCUGAUUGUGAAGAGCAUGCAAAAGAGGAUCUAUCAGUGGUAGAAACUCAACAUAAUGAAGUGACAGAAGAUAAUGCCGAAGAAGGCCAAAAAUGGUGGGACAGUGAAUCACAAAAUCUGUUGGAUUCACAGCAACUGGUUGAAGCAUUAGCCUUGUGCGACGAUUUACUUCAUAGCCAAUCUCCCACUAGGGAUGGGGAACAUGAAGAAAAUAAGAACCAACUUGGUCUUUCUGUUUAUGCUCAGCUAGGACCAGAGCAUCUGAAGAAGGAUAUCGAAGACUGUCAAAAUCUUGUCCUUGACCCUGUAAAUUUAGAGCUCGACACACCAUCUACGGAGUUACGACUAAGUCAAUUGGAAUUUGGUUCGCAAGAUAGCUUUAUAGCCUGGGGUUACAACAAGGACGUAAGGUAAUAUGGUUUCUUCACCUAAGCUGAGGUGCAGAUUUCGUGUAACUACAUUUUGGGGAUAAGUUACCUCAUUAUUGUUAAAAUUUGCGGUGAACUAAAUUGUUGCUCCUUUGUUUGACAAAUUGGGCUGUAAUUUAUGGCAGUGAACUUAAGAGUUAAGUAACUCGUGCAGUCAUGCUGCAACACUGCAUGUAUAUUUUGUUUUUGGCUUCUUGAAGUUUGAGUAAUUCUGCUGUUUAACAUGAUAUUUAAUGUGGUGGUGAAUCAUUAAAACUUAUGUUUGAAUA
Messenger RNA from Trifolium pratense (red clover), 1826 nucleotides. Its product is annotated as SUPPRESSOR OF GAMMA RESPONSE 1. Gene Ontology annotation, cellular component: nucleus. The transcript is spliced from 6 exons. Gene Ontology annotation, biological process: regulation of DNA-templated transcription. The record is from RefSeq and is a predicted model, not a curated record. Bases 278 to 1543 code for a protein of 421 amino acids. Gene Ontology annotation, molecular function: DNA-binding transcription factor activity; transcription cis-regulatory region binding. NCBI's taxonomy places the organism in Eukaryota, Viridiplantae, Streptophyta, Magnoliopsida, Fabales, Fabaceae.